CUUUUGUGCGGGCCAUUCAGGAGGAAGCGGAAGCAGGAUUGUGGGACGUGAGCAAGUGUUGACGACGACGGAGGAGGAGGAGGAAGAGGAGAAGUCAUCUCUUGCCAAAUCUUCGACACUUGCGGCCGACGGACGCGACGGACUCAAGACCAACAUGAAGGUAUGCUAGCAGCUGAAGAUGUUGCCCUAGCAACCAUGGAGAGUCCCGCCAUCCUCCUAGACCCAGUCCUGCCCCCAGAUGCCAGCAGCGCCGGGCCCAAGUGCAGCGUGGCCUCCCUACGACGGCGGGCCUGGGCUAAGAGUCGGGACUCUACUUGGCAGGAAACGCAAAAGGCCCAAAACAACGGCGAACCCCUGCCAGACUGCGCCGGCGACUCCAACGGGAAUCCAAAGAAAACCUCUGAAGAACCAGCUUUGGCAGGACUCGCUCCCAACAACAAGAUCACCUGUUGGCUCGACCAAUGCAGAACGCCGCUGGGAGCGUCACUGGAGGAUCAGAGCGCACCUGCGGGCAAAGGGGCGGCGAGGAACGGCUGCAGCUUCGAAGAUGACCUUUUGCUGGGAGAUGACGCCGACCAACUUGAGUGCGUCAACAAGAAGACUGGACCCUGUCUGGCCGCCGAUCGCAAGAGGAGUCAGUACAAAGAAAAAGCCCCAAGUAUGAACUCCACCGGCUCGGGAAAAAGCAGCACCGUGUCCAGCGUGUCGGAGCUGCUGGACCUCUACGAGGAGGACCCGGAGGAGGUCCUGCUCAAUUUAGGAUUCGGGAGGGACGAGCCCGACAUGUCCGCCAAGAUCCCCUCGCGCUUCUUCAACAGCUCGUCGGCGGCGCGCGGCAUCGACAUCAAGGUCUACCUGGUAGCUCAGCUCCAGCGGAUGGAGGUGGAGAACCCCAACUACGCUCUGACAAGUCGCUUCCGUCAGAUUGAGGUGUUGACCACGGUGGCCAAUCAGUUCAUCCAGCUUUACAGUCACGUGACCGGUCAGCCCGUCCAGACCGUCGGCGAUCAAGGUAACCGCGGCGACAAGGUUUCUUUCUGCUUUCCCUUGGGUGAAGGCCUUUUCCCUUUUGACUCAGGAGGCGGAGGAGAGGCCGCCAAGGAGCGGUCGCCGCCGUCGCUUUUCCAGCGGAGGAAAUCUGCUCUGAACGUGGCCGACCGUCUGAAGAAGAGCCUGAGCAAGCACAACCUGGCGGCGGCCGAGGCGGUGGCGGCGCCAGCCGAGGCGGUGGCGGCGCCAGCCGACGCCGCCGACGAGCACGUGUGCAAGAAGGACAGCGCCGCCACCGCCGACGAGCACGUGUGCAAGAAGGACAGCCGCUCGCUGGCCACCGUCGCCGAAGAAGGCGACAAGGAGCAGCUCGCGAGGCGCCGCCGCCUAAACGGCGAGCCCGAGCGUGAUCCGGCGGCGGCGGCGGCGGCAGAUGGGAGCGUGCUUGAGCCGCGGGCCCCCGAGAAGGCGGCGGCGCCCCAGCUCGCUCACUUGCGCACAGAGAACGCCCCCGACUCCUUUGACAUGGAGGAGAUUCAGAGCAACGAAGACGAAGCUCUCCUGGCCAGAUCGUCCCGAAACUCAGACCUGCUGCGGACGGUGAGCCAGCAGUCAGACAGCAGCGGCUUCGCCGAGGAGACGUCGUCGCUGGACGCUGCCGCCGCCGCCGCCGCCGCCGCCAACCUCAAGGUUCAGGAGAGCAGUGACAGCUGCGACAGUGAAACCACGGUGACAUCGCACCCCUCGCUGGACGCGGCCACGCUCAUCUCUCUCAAACAAUUGGGGGUCGCCGAGGAGUCGGAACCCACUCGCGGCGCCGGCCAGGAAAACGGGAGUGCCCACCGGGAAGGGGAAGACCACCAGCCGCUGCUGCAGUACAAGGCCCACCAGCUCCCCAAGACCCUCGCGGCGGGAGGGGAAGCGCCACAACCUUCUCAAGAAAAGGACUCGCCCCCAUCGGAUCUGCCGCACUCAGAUCCGCCCGUCUUGAAAUCGCCAUUCUCGGGACCGCCAACCUCGGAACCGCCGCCCUCUGAUCCAUUGACCUCGGAACCGCCGCCAUCUGAUCCAUUGACCUCGGGACCGCCGCCCUCUGAUCCAUUGACCUCGGAACCGCCGCCCUCUGAUCCAUUGACCUCGGAACCGCCGCCCUCUGAUCCAUUGACCUCGGAACCGCCGCCCUCUGAUCCAUUGACCUUGGAACCGCCGCCCUCUGAUCCAUUGACCUCGGAACCGCCGCCCUCUGAUCCAUUGACCUCGGAACCGCCGCCCUCUGAUCCAUUGACCUCGGAACCGCCGCCCUCUGAUCCAUUGACCUCGGAACCGCCGCCCUCUAACCCGCCGACUUCUAAUCCGCUGACCCCGGAACCGCCGUCUUCAGAUCUACCGCCCUCCGAAGCGCCGCCCUCCGAAGCGUCCUCAGAUCAGCCCACCCGGGAAGCAUCCUCUGAUCCGCCCACCUCGGACCCGCCGACUUUGGAAGCGCCCCCGACAAAUUCCCCCCGGCAUCGGCCAUCCCGGGCCGAUCCCUUCGGUCCUCAAGCUCCGCCUCCCUCGGGCCAUCCUUUCCAUCUCCCCGCCUCAGACUCCCCCGUCCUGCGCGCGCUGAUGCGCGUCAAGGAGCGUUUGGGCGACGCGGGUCCGCAUUUGAGCCGAAGAUGUCAUCGAGGCGGUCUUCCCUUGCAAAGGUCCUCCUCUCUCCCGUCCUCGCUGCUGUCCCCCACCAGGGUGGUGUCGUCGGUGGAGAUCCAGAUAGGGCAGCGGGGCCGCCGGGCCUUUUGUAGCCAGCCCCGCUACGCUUUCCGCUACAGCCAGGAGCCCUGCGCCGACUCGCCUACCUGCAUCUCCACCCUAGUUAUCCCCGAGUCUGGCGAGCCACGUGUUCCGGUGCGCUCGCCCCGCUCGCUGAGAAGUGCCAGCCCCCCCACCGAGUGGCCCUGGAUCACCCAGAGCGUCCCCGAUCUGUCCUCCGCUCAGGAGCUGUUUGGACACUACGGGCAGGGCAGGACCCCCGUCCUCUCCCCGAGCCCUAGCCCCAGAGCAGGGAGCCCGUUGUCCGCCCCCCCUGCGGAGCAGUCCCUUCUGUACCCCUACGGCAGCCUCCCCAACCUCCUUCAGCAGUCGUUUCCUUUGGGUGGAGCGCCCCACUACGCCAGCCUGUGGAACGUCCCUCUGGGAAGUCCCCCCAUUGCGCAGCACCACUACCACACGACGUACCAUUCGCUUCCCCACAGCCCGUCCUACCCGCCGGGUUACCGGCAGGCUUACCAGCAGCUCAGCCCCUGGUCUCCCCCCGCGUGGCAUCACGGCCCCGGGAACGGCUUUCAUCCGGGUCAGAGUCCCCACCCGGCGAGCCCCUACUCGGGUCACGUCGGCCAGAACUGCAGUUCCCACCCCGGAGUUGGCGACAGCCCUCAUCUGGCUCAUAGUCACGGUCACAACCCCUACCCGGGUGUCGGCCCGGGGCCCUAUCCGGGUCAUGCCGUGGCUCACGCCCCCCACCCUGCUCUCGGUCCGGGUUACGGCUCGCACGCGGCUCAUAUUCUGGCUCACGACCUCCACCCGGGUCUCGGUCCCGCUUACGGCUUGCACCCGGGUCACAACGUGGCUCACGACCCCCGUCUGGGUCCGGGGUACGGCUUGCGCUCGGGCUCGAGUCCGGCCUCCGGUCAGGUCUUGUCCGGCACGGAGAUGGAGCUGAGGAGGGUUCUUCAUGACAUAAGGGGGACCGUUCACACUCUCAACCAGCGCCCCGAUGCCUCGGACGCGGGUCCCCGAGCUUCCCGUCGACAGGCCCUGGACGAGCUCCGCCGGAAGCGGCGCAGCCUGGCCGCCUUCCGGGCACAGAUGGGCGAGCUGGAGCUGUCCGUGGUCCGCCAGCAGGCGCUGGUCUACAAACACCUGAGCCCCGCUGACAGGCUGGAGGCGGAGCAGCUGGAGUCGCUACGUUCGUCCGUCAGAGAGGAACUGCUGGAGUUGGAACAGCGGCUGGACGACAAAGUGAUGGAGCUGACGGAAGAGGCGGGGCCAUGCCAGGACGCGGACCGGGCGGCGGCCAGCUCGGCGCUCGGAGCCGUGGAGCCGGUGUCAGCACUCCUGAGGGAGCAGUUCAUCCUCCAAUCGGAGCUGAGCUACGACGCCUCCGUGGCCGGCCGGGCCGAUCCGGGGGCGGAUCCGCUUUGCGGCCCGCGCAAGCCCGCCGUGUACCGGGCGUCCGUCAAUAUCACCCCGGCGCCGCCCCCUCGUCCCGACAGGCAGCGGGACCGGCUCCGGGAGGAUGAGGGAGAGAGCAGCAAAGAGGAGGGACCGCACGAGGCCCUGGGCGGCGACGACAACAACUUGAACCGGCUCGUUAUGGAGAUCGGUGAGAGCGGACUGCAGGAAGUGCGGCGGCCGCAGAUGUCGGAGGAGCCUUCGCCGCCCGCCGACCGGAGCAUCUAGCCCGCCACGUCCGGACACUGCCGAAGAGCAACACUGAAUGUCGAGCACACUGCGCUUGGGCCAGAAACUACGCUGAGAGCAAAAGCAGCGGCCACAAGCGAGGGAAGCGCUUGCACCUCUCCUCUCCGUGCCUUUCCUUUGCUUUCCUUUGCUUUCCUUUGCUUUGUUUGCUAGUCUAGCCGCCGCCGCCGCCGCCGCCCUGGUCACUAGCAAACCCCGCCAACACUAACCGAGAGCGGAAGGAUGAAACCUAAGAGCCAGGACUAGCAAAAAGGCAUGUCGGCCCCUACUGGCGGUAACCCUGAACUACUCGACGUAGCAGAAAAUUGGAUCUGUAAACCGAGCCGGGCCCUGCCUGUAAAAAAACAGAGUAGGUAUUGUAGAAUCACUAGGGAUCAGCAAAGACAUGAUAAGAAAAUGAGACCGGGACCAGGAGCCCAGAAGCCAGGAGCGAGCGGUCAGACCAAGAGCAGCACUCCAAGAGCACCUUUUUGUUUUUUGAUCAACUCCUCACCACCAUGUCACGCAACAACGCCAGCGACGAGUGUGCCAUUUGUGCCAAUGUAAGAUUGUGAGAGAGAGAGAGAGAGAGAGAGAAGCCACUGAGAUUUUGCUCAGCCUAUGACAUGAUGCGAGCGUGCGAGACCGACACAUUGCUUGAGCCAGAGUGAUUUUGUGAGCACGUCUGCACAAAGUUGACCUUUACACGACCACCGUCGUCAUGCUCGAGAAAGGAAGAAGCUCGUUAGCAUUAGCGGCAGUGAACCAAUUCAGCUGGAGCGGUGACACGUUAGCGGCUAGGCAGCUAUGCGUCGACGCAAAUGUUGCCAAGCUUUUGUGCUCAAAUGCUACAUGUUAGCCACCCGCGUUGAGAAGACAUCGAGCAAAGCGUUUUAGCACGUUAGCUCGCCUGCAUACAAAGUCAUUAGCUAGUUGAGCAACUUAUCGACGCCGCUGGUUCCUUUACACACCAAGUCAGAAGAAGAGAGUUGGGAGAAAAGUUGCGUGUUAGCCAACGUGCUAAGCGAUUAGCAUCAUCGGCUUGGCCAUUUCUGAGCCGUUGGGUACACACUGUAAGCACACAGACAGCACGCUGUUGGUGAUGGAAAUGUGGCAGGUCGGAACGGAAUGGGCUCAAAGGCUUCUUGUGCAAGUUGUCACGUUUGAUUGAGGCUGAGCAAGCGCUCCAUAUUCAACCAUUUUCACAGGUUAACACUGAACGUGGGCCACCAUCGCGUGGCCAUCUCCUCUAGGGAUUGAGAAUCAAUGAUCCGCUGUGGAGUCAUUGCAACGCGACCUACGACCACUUCACUUGGUGUGUUUCUUUUCCAUAUUUGUGAAUCACUCGUGGAAGUUAAUGCGGGGAGGGCUCACUCGCUAGAAAUACGAAGAAUAAAACAGAUGUAUUUAUUUUCAUUACAA
Syngnathus typhle (broad-nosed pipefish) is the source of this 5853-nucleotide messenger RNA. RefSeq names its product ITPR interacting domain containing 2 (gene itprid2). Gene Ontology annotation, molecular function: signaling receptor binding. Bases 163 to 4431 code for a protein of 1422 amino acids. NCBI's taxonomy places the organism in Eukaryota, Metazoa, Chordata, Actinopteri, Syngnathiformes, Syngnathidae. The record is from RefSeq and is a predicted model, not a curated record. The transcript has 21 exons.